Messenger RNA from Centropristis striata (black sea bass), 8170 nucleotides. Its product is annotated as cGMP-dependent protein kinase 1-like. Gene Ontology annotation, molecular function: cGMP-dependent protein kinase activity; ATP binding. The record is from RefSeq and is a predicted model, not a curated record. The transcript has 18 exons. NCBI's taxonomy places the organism in Eukaryota, Metazoa, Chordata, Actinopteri, Perciformes, Serranidae. Gene Ontology annotation, biological process: protein phosphorylation. Bases 2395 to 4464 code for a protein of 689 amino acids.
AAGUUUUGGACACACCGGCAGAGUCUCGGUCCUCCGGUAGAGUCUCGGUCCUCUCUCGGGUCUCAGUCUUCCGGUCGAGCUCGUGCAGCUCCGCGUUAAACUGAUUAAACUAAUGAGGGAGAUUAAACCGGAGCAGGUGUGCAGACCCGCGUCCCCCCCAGACUCUCCGGACUCCCGGAUCAUUUAGGAUCUGCUGCUCUCAUGCCGUUUCCUCCGCCGGGGGAUCCGUUUCCACACGUGAGCAGGAUUUCACCUUCAGUCGCUUCAGACCGGAAUAUUGUCUUUGUUGUGUUUCGACUCCUGGAUGAAACCGAGUAAAGUGCGGUGAGAUGUCUUCACUGCGCUGCUCUGCGGAUUAUUGAACACGUUUUCUACUUUUCCUGCUGCUGAGCCCCAGGCGGAUCCACGCCGCGGGAGGUUUACACCUAAUGGUUUCACCUGGAUUCUAAUUUAAUCCGCUUUAAGGAAUAAAUCCACAGGGAACUGAUGCUUUGAGGAAUUUAUAACUGGGAUAUAAUCCUGGUUGGUGUGUAUUUAAUCUCACUUUUAAUUUAGUUUAACUCACUUUGCUCUCUAAUGCCUCCUCUGGGUCCGGUUGUCCCCCUGGAGGGAGUCUGGAGGUGAAGAUGCAGCUCCCUGCAGCAGAGGAGGUCCCGGAGGUGCUGAGCGGUUCCCUUUCUGCUCCAGCUUUCCUCCUCAUCUGCUUUGUUUCAGACCAGAAUCUAAUUUAGAGGCAGGAGGAAAGGAAGACCGCCGAGGACCACUUAAUUUCCUCCUGUUUCCAGACUUUUCUACACUUUGUUUAUUUUCUUUCUCAUCUGAAAAUCAAACAUUUAUUUCCUGGAAACAACAGUUUUCUCUAUCUGAACCCUGAGGAUUAAACGAACAGCAGCUCGAGGCUCCCUGAUGAACUCUGAGGUGCUUCAAAACCUCAAGAAAGACAAUCAUUUGGAUCCUAAAAGAAACUCUGGAUUAGGGAUGAGCGAUUAUCCGUGAUUAUUUUUGACUGAUAUUGCGAUAUGAUAAUAUUGGAAAGAAUUAUCAGUUUGUAAUCAAUAAUCUCAUUUCCAUUAAAUAAAUAUAUUUAAAUGAUCAUAAUGUGAUAUUUUGGUGAAGAUUUGUAUCAAACAAAUUUUGCUUUUAAUACAUUUUACACCUCCUGCAUUUUCGGAUGUAACACCAGUCCAUUUAUAAGUUGUUCAGACCAACUCUGGAUACAAAUCCUGGAGGAACUUUGAAGAACCGUUUUGAGAAGCUUCAGAGGGAUCGUCAGGAAAUCUGGGGACUGCUGAGGAUCUGGAGGAACCCAAGAAGAGACUCAGAAGAUCCCAAAAAAACUACCAGAAGAACUCAAAUUAUAAUCUGAAGACUCAUAAACUGAACUCUAAGGACUCUGAGGAAAUAUGGGAACUUCAGCAAGUCUGGAGAUGCUACAAAGUAUCUGAAGAACCUUAAAGCCAUUGAAGAGUAUUUGAGAAGGGCCCUCAGACUGCUGAGAGUCUGAAAAAAUCUAAAGCACACUGAGUCCCAGAGUGAGUGAGGAGUCCCAAAAGAACCCUAAGGCCCUUAAAGACUCUUUGCAAAGCUCUGAAGAUCCUAAAAGAUCUGAAGAAAUCUAGAAGGGUAUCUCUGUAGGGGCUGAAAGAACCCCAGAAGAAGACGGAGGCCCUUAAAGCCUCUGUAGGAAACUGCUGAAAGUCUAAAGAAAUCCAGCAGGUAACUCUGUAUGGCCCAGAGGAGCCUCAGAAGAACCCUCAGGCUCUUAAAGACUAUCUGGGAAGCUCUAAAGAUUCCUGAAAGAUCCUAAAAAUACUCUAAAGGGACCCCCAAAAAUACUUUUUAGAGGCUCUGACGGUUGCUGUAGAUCCUAAAUAGGUCAGAAGAAAUCUGGUAGGCAUCGCUUGCUGAUUAGAUUACCUCCUAAAGGAACUCUAGAGGGACCCUCAAGACCCAGAGGAAAUCAUGGGGACUGCCGAGAGUCUGAAGGAGCCCCAGAGGUAACUCAGAGGAACCCCAGAUAAAUCUUAUCCUCUAAGGUACCUGAAGGCUUGCUAGGAACCUCUGAGGACUGCUAUAUAUCUUAAAGGGACCCAGAGGCUCCCCCAGGAGGAUUUCCACAAUCCUAGAACAGUGGGGGGUGGCCUUAGGUUCUCGACUUACCCAGAAAGAAACUGAAGAACCUUUUUAAAGUCAUAGAAAUCACCAAGACUCUGAAGAAGGCAAGAGGCCCAACCCUGAUGAAAUCUGGGGAGGGCUGAAGACUUUGAGGAUUCCAAGUACUUUGAGGAACCCUAGAGUGACCCUCCUGAUCCAAAGGAAAUCUGGGGACUACAGAGGCACCCCAAACACUCUAGAGGAACCCUGAGACCUCCUCAGAGCCCCCCUAGAGAACCAAUGGGCACCCUGCGAGACCUGCAGUACGCCCUGCAGGAGAAAAUCGAGGAGCUGCGGCAGCGCGACACCCUGAUCGAUGAGCUGGAGCUGGAGCUGGACCAGAAGGACGAGCUGAUCCAGCGGCUGCAGAACGAGCUGGACAAAUACCGGUCUGUGCUCCGGCCUGCCACGGCCCAGCAGGUCCAGGCCCAGCAGCAGAACCUGGUCCUGCAGCCGGACCAGCACCGCAGCAAGCGGCAGGCCAUCUCUGCCGAGCCCACCGCCUGCGACAUCAGUGACCUGAGCCACGUCACGCUGCCCUUCUACCCCAAGAGUCCGCAGUCGAAGGAGAUGAUCAAGGACGCUAUCCUGGACAACGACUUCAUGAAGAACCUGGAGCUGUCUCAGAUCCAGGAGAUCGUGGACUGCAUGUACCCGGUGGACUACGGGAAAGACGCCUGCAUCAUCAAGGAGGGUGACGUGGGCUCGCUGGUCUACGUGAUGGAAGAGGGGAAGGUGGAGGUGACUAAAGAGGGGAUGAAGUUGUGCACAAUGGGACCAGGCAAAGUGUUCGGAGAGCUCGCCAUCCUCUACAACUGCACCCGCACAGCCACCGUCAUGACCCUGGUGCAGGUGAAGCUGUGGGCGAUCGACCGUCAGUGCUAUCAGACCAUCAUGAUGAGAACCGGACUCAUCAAACACGCUGAGUACAUGGACUUCCUAAAGAGCGUUCCAACCUUCCAGGGUCUCCCAGAGGAAACGCUCAAUAAGCUGGCCGACGUCAUGGAGGAGACUCAUUAUGAAGAUGGACAGUACAUCAUUAGACAGGGAGCCAGAGGAGACACCUUCUUCAUCAUCAGCAAGGGAAUGGUGAACGUGACCCAGGAGGAUGCGGCCAAUCAGGAGCAGAUACACCUCAGAGAGCUCAACAGGGGUGACUGGUUUGGAGAGAAAGCCCUGCAGGGUGAAGAUCUGAGAACAGCCAAUGUCAUCGCUGCUGAGGCCGUCACCUGCCUUGUCAUUGACCGAGACUCGUUCAAGCAUCUGAUUGGUGGACUGGAUGACGUUUCCAAUAAAGGAUACGACGACGCAGAAACCAAAGCCAAGUACGAGGCAGAGAAUGCCUUCUUCUCCAGUCUGAAGCUGAAGGAUUUCAACAUCAUCGACACACUCGGAGUUGGCGGCUUCGGACGCGUCGAGCUGGUGCAGCUGAAGAAUGAGGAGGCGAAGACGUUCGCCAUGAAGAUCCUGAAGAAACGCCACAUCGUCGACACGAGGCAGCAGGAACACAUCCGCUCUGAGAAACACAUCAUGACCGAGGCGCACUCCGACUUCAUCGUCAGGUUGUACCGGACGUUUAAAGACAGUAAAUAUCUGUACAUGCUGCUGGAGGCCUGUCUAGGAGGAGAGCUGUGGACCAUACUGAGGGACAGGGGUUCAUUUGAAGAUUCGACAACCAGGUUCUACACGGCAUGUGUAGUUGAAGCCUUCGCCUACCUGCAUGCCAAAGGCAUCAUAUACAGAGACCUGAAGCCUGAGAACCUCAUCCUGGACAGCCGCGGAUACGCCAAGCUGGUGGACUUUGGUUUUGCCAAGAAGAUCGGUUGCUGUAAGAAGACGUGGACGUUCUGCGGGACGCCAGAAUACGUCGCUCCAGAGAUCAUCCUCAACAAGGGUCAUGAUGUCUCCGCAGACUACUGGUCCCUGGGCAUCCUGAUGUAUGAGCUGCUGACCGGCAGUCCUCCGUUCUCAGGCCCAGAUCCAAUGAAAACCUACAACAUCAUCCUAAGAGGCAUCGACAUGAUCGAGUUCCCCAAGAAGAUCACCAAGAAUGCUGCCAACCUCAUCAAGAAGCUCUGCAGAGAUAAUCCUUCUGAAAGGCUUGGAAACCUGAAAAACGGAGUAAAAGACAUACAGAAGCACAAGUGGUUUGAAGGUUUUAACUGGGAGGGUCUAAAGAAAGGAACUCUGACGCCGCCGAUCACGCCUGAUGUUUCUUCUCCUAUCGACACCAGUAACUUUGACAGUUUCCCUGAAGACAUGGACGAGCCACCUCCGGACGACAACUCCGGGUGGGAUUACGACUUUUAGUUCAGCUUGCACCCAAAGCCUGACACCUUAUGGCUGGUGGUGAGGUCCACAUCUGAGACCAUUUCGCACCCGGCUGAGCAAAGUUGAGCUCUGUGUGUCGGUUGGAGGACAUUUAUACCCGGAGCAACUUACUGUGACGUUGCCUGUUUGGUUUAUAAGCAUUGUUGGACCCAGUGGGAGUACAACUCUCAAUGUUUUGAAGUCACGAUGUGGGUGUGCAGAAGGAAGCAGAUGGAAAAGACCUGCAGGUCUCUUGAUGAUCAAACUGAUCUGGUCUGUUUACUCUAACUGGAGACCUGAGAACUGGAAGAGGAGGUGGUUCAGGGACAAGACAAACCAUCCAUCCACAUCAACAGUUUGCUCCUGUUUUCAAGCCCAGGGUCACUUGUUUGUCAAGUCUCUUAGAGUGGUAAAUAGGUCCUAGAAAUCUAGUGAUGCAUGCCUGGUCCAAAGGGGUAUAAGCAUGUUCUUCAUCCUCCAAAUUUUAGAGAGCUGUCAGAACUCCUUCGAAGCCUCGGAGGGUUUCUUUGAACCUGGAAAAACCCUGAUUCCUUGUUUGUCUGCAGCUGAACUGGGUAUUUAUCUAUCAGCAGUCAGUCAAAUGCUAUGGGUGUUGCUUUAUGUCCCAUAUUUUGCUGCAAGACAAUUGUUUAUCAAGUCUUUAAGAGCAGGAGCCCUAAAAGUCUUAACAUGGCAUGUUUGUGGUCCUUCUUUUCCGCAAAAGAGUAAAAGCAUGAUCUUGACUUUCAUGACCUGGAAAAAGACCUCCCAUCUCUUUCAGGUUUUAGAGAACUGUAAGAACUCUGGAACAUAAUUGUUCUGUCAACACAAAUGUGCCAACCAAGCAGAAAACAUAUUUUUGCAAUGCCUAGGAACGACUCUGAGAUAUACAAACCCAGAGCAACAUCGAUUCCAUGUUUGCCUACUGCUGAACUUUGGGUAUUUUCACCCCUCAGCAGUCGGUCAGACACUUCAGGCCUUCCUUUGUCCCAUAUAUUGCUGCAACACUUAGUUUGGACGUUUGUUUGUCAUGACUGCCAGAAACCUGCUGCUUAAACCCAUCAGUGAAGCCACCAGAGGCAGAAGCCGUUAAACCUUAAAGGGGUGAAGGGGCAUUUAGUCAGAAAGUGCUUCCCAGAGAAAAAGACAAGUCUGGGACAUCAAAGGUGGGCAUGGUACACUUCAACAAACUGGUGUUUCAUCAAAUGGACACACAGUUGACCUGGGGCAGUACCAAUGUGGAUCUACUGGUUGGUUUCUUCAUUCUGGGCAGAAGAGGUUGGUAGUUUUGGCAACACUGGUCCUGACAUUGUUGAAAAUAAGUAAGAACAAACUCACAUCAGACAGUUGGCAGCUUUGAAUUGUCCCUUCAGAUGCCACCUAAUGACAUUGUAGACACCUUGGCCCUGUUUCUCUGCAGCCAAUGGAAAACCUCUGUUCCUGUCAAGUGUCCUUGAUCACUGGCUGACACUUGACAUUUGACCCCUUGGAGGGAUUUCAUACUUCUAUUAACUACUACUGCCUGCCUUGUGAUAUCUGGUGUUUAGGUUUUGUGGCCGGGUAGUCCUUAGGGGCUUUUAUGGCCCUUUGAACCCAGGUUUGGCUCUCUAAGGGUGGGCUGGAGGAUCGACGGUUGAACACAAACCACAGAAUGAAAGACUUAACAGGCAAACUCGAGGUCACCAUGAUGCCUUCACUUCUCAUUUCUUUAUCGGAACCUUAAAAUCCAAAGACUGAAAAACGAAACAAAUUGGGUGUAGCAGCUGUGGUUCUCCUCGGCAAAUGACGUGGAGGUGAUACGAACAUUUCUACUUUUAAACUUUCCUUUAUCAUUCUUUAUGGUGUGAAUCUUUGGAUCAUGGCAUGAGAACAGAUAUUUUGUACAUAUUUCCAAGACUUCCUACAUAUUUUUGCACGCACCCACAAACACUCCAUUCGCAGAGACACAUGCACGACUUGGUUGAAUUUCUUAUCGGCUGUUUGUUUCAAGGCGUUUCAAAGUUGAGCUAGUUUCAGGAUUGUUCCUAUUUUGUUUGUAAGGUUGGUGGUGUACUUGCUUUUAAAUGACCCAGUUUCAGACCUCUGCCUCACUAAACAGAUCUGGUGUUGUGCUCAUUGACGACUGUUGUAAAAAGUUAAGCCAAUCAGAGAUUUGUAGGCAGGAUUUGGAAUAAGGGCACCAUCUUCCUUUGCCAGAGCAAGAGAAAUGGUGACAAGUGUGGUUGAGAUAUUUGCAGCUCUACAAACAGUUUUUGUAUGUCAAUAUACAGAAAAAACAACUCUUGGCAGAUGGUGCCAUGAAACGGCCAACCUCAAUUUUAAAGCCAACAUGGACCAGAAGUCUUUUUAAGUGCUCAAAAAGAAAUGUGAAUGUGUUAACUUUCAACCGCAAAUCAACACAUCUUUGACUAACAUGAUGAACGUUGAGGAUUUGAGGAUUCUAAGGUUUGAGGGUUUAAAGGCUGAACCACAAUGGGGCAGAUCAGGGCCAAAUCAUCCCUGGACAUCACAAGUAUAUUUUCCAUGAGAACAGAUUUUUAAACAUAAACAUGAUGAGACUUCACAAGGUCAACAUACUAUUAAAGACACAAUGCAGGCAAAUUGUUCUCACUCCCAACUUGUCAAAUAUAGGUGUCGUAGGUACCCCUUUAGCGUCUCUAACUCCAAUGUAAGCCCAAGCACGUUGGACAAGUUGGGAGUGAGACAUGUUGACGCAGGAAACACAAACUGGGUUAAAAGCAACUAUAUAUGCACCCUUAAAAAGACUGAACCGAAAGCAAAGUCUUCAUACUUUUUUUUCAUGCUUACAGUUCCACUUACAGAUGUCGAGUAGACGUAGACGUGCAGUCUUUAAAGGCUUGUAUUUCUUCUACAAGCAAAGAGUUUAACCAUAAAAAGUGUAAUUUGUAUUUAUUAUGUUUUGUGGCCUUUUGUAAAAGCAGCUGAUAGUCGUGUCACUUUGGUACGAAGCCUUUGAAUUUGUUCUGUGAUAUUUUUGUAAACUGAGCAGCGAUGUGACUUCUGUGAUCUCUGCAUGAAAAUGUAGGAAAUGUUCAGUUUUCAGUCAGAGACAGAAGGUCCUAUUCUCUUUCUUUCUAAAACACUGAGAUAUUUAGAUAAAUAGGAUGUUAUUAGCUUAGCUUAGCAUAAAGAAUGGAAAUAGCUAUGGUUUCUGGGAGUUAUUUGUUGUGAGGGAUUGUGUCCUUAUUGCUGUCUUGUUUCUUAAAUCUGAUUUUCAGUAAACCCUCCAAAGUUCAAAGAAUACACCAAUGAACACUCUGAUGAACACAUAACAUCUAAUUUGUUUAAUAUUUACUAAAACACAAAUGUUAUGUAUCUUAAAUUCACCAACACACAAUGGCAAACACACACAAUCCAAUCAAAAAGUGAUUAUAAAAGAUGAUGUUUUUGGACCAGAAGGAGAAAUAUUAAUGUUCAUAUGGAUUCUUAGUAAUGAUAUGUUGUGGUUAUUAUGAGAUUGUGUUAUGAAGCUCGAUGUCACUGAUUUAUUUGUAUAUACUGGGGAUAUAGUAUUUUAUGGUGUCUCAGCUGUUUGUAGAUUAUUAUUAUUAUUAUUAUUACAGUGGCUGCUAUGGUAGCUGAAGAAAUGUUCCCUUGCUCUGUCUCUCAGUUCAAAAAAGCUUUAUGGGCAUGACUGUUAAAAACAAAACAAAAACAAAAAUAAAUUUGCCAAAGCAGUUUGAUC